GCAACACCAAAAGCUACGUCAGGAUCGGGAAGGACCUCUCCGAGUCGUUCGAUACCAAACGAAGUUUCACACAAGGCGCCUCCCUAUCGUGCGACUUUUUCAAUCUGUUGCUGAAAAAAAUAAUUCAAGCUGCAGAACUUAAUCGAGCAGGUACAAUCUUUUAUAAGAGUGUACAGCUGCUGGCGUAUACUGAUGAUAUUGAUAUCAUGGGCCUCAACACCCGCGCCAGUAGUUCUGAUUUGCCCAGACUGGACAAGGAAGCAAAGCAAAUAGGUCUGGCAGUGAAUGAUAGCAGGACGAAAUAUCUCCUGUUGUCAAACAAACAGUCGUCGCACUCGCGACUUGGCUCCCACGUCACUGUUGACAACAACCGGAAUGUUUAACGUGGGCACCUGCUGACGACAGCCUUACUCCACGGUACUCAAAAGUACACGGAUCAAAUCAAAGCGUUGAUCAGCGCCCUUGGCAGUGUGGAAUGGACAAUUGGCAGUGUGGAAUGGACACACUAACCACCUUGGUGGGAUUCGAGGCCCAUCUAAAACCUCUGCCGUGCUUUGGGUCCGGCACCCGGUUGCAAUGCAACUCCACAUCGAACCAACAAAACGUCAGUUCUACCCGCAUUUGGGUACAAACCACAACCACCACAAUACUGCCCGAGGGGCCAAUCCGCAUGAACAGGUUGGAGUUACCUCCAAGGGCUCCUGCUCCCCGUGGUACCAGAAUUAAGUCUCCGGUCAGACCUCGUAGCCGAAACUACUACCAGUUGAGCUUCCAUACUGCCCUGGACUGGUGGCCAACAAAGAAGGUGAGGUUGGACCCCACUGACACACAACACUCAUAUCAAAAACUAACCCUAAUUCACAGUUAAACGCCUUCGCCGCUUAAAAACCUCACGCGCAUACAUCCCUAAUAAUUCGGUAUUCCGACUAGUGGAGAUCACACCACUAACAUCUAAGUGCCCAUUAGUCCAGCUAAUCCCCAUACCUCCCAAAUCCCUAAUGUCAGAGUACAUCGGGCAUUCUGCAAUAACAUGCACCCAAUCUUCUACCCGCGCCCCACAAAAACAACCGGACCGAUCAGAUAGGUGCCUCUGAUGCAAAAAUGCAUUCAGAGGCCCAUGCCCCGUAAACAAAAAACCCAGACUCAGACAAAAACUGAAGUCUGGGUUAUCCGCAACAAACCCAACAUCCCGAAUGUACUCGUACGUCACUCGGCCAAUGGGACAAUUGUCCCAACGUUCUUGCCACCUACACCUAACCCUAUCAUCUAGAAGCCUCUUGCUCCCUAGAUAUCCCUCCCUCUCCACAUCAUCAUCGGAGAUCCAAUCACACUGCAGCAAGGAAACACUCAAACCCCUUCUUAACCUGAAAGCAACAGCACGCUGUAUAACAAUCAGGGGGGUUACUCUGUAAGGCGUUACGAAUAGCAAUGCGUUGCGAAAGUGAAUUGCGUUGCGAAGGGAAAUCGGUACUCUGUAACACUUUCGCAUUGUAAACAGUGUUGCACUGUUUUCACGUUGACAAAUUUCUAGUAUAGUUGACAUUACAGACCGAAACGAAGGAGAAUGAAAACAAAAUCAAUAACAGAAAAGUGAAGAAGUGUAGAAAAAUGACAGAGAAACAUAAAACUAAAUUUGAAGAGUUUUAUAAAUAUAUAUAAGUAAUUUUAAAUAAAAAAAAAAUGUGAAUAUGGAUUGCGUUGUGUUGUGGGAGGAAACGAACGAACGAAAUGAACGAGUGGAGCGGAAAAUGAUUAGAGACAAGUCCAAUGUGAUGAGUCUUAGUGAAAAAAGGCAAGUUUGAAUGAUAAAGUGUAAUGCAAUUUUUUAAACUUGUUUGUGCUUUUACUCGUAAAUAGUUUCGUGCAAAACUUUCGCCUAAGUAAGGAAUCAUUCAAAUAUGUGUUGGACAGCAUAAGUAGUGAGCUAAAAACUCCACGCAGGUCGACAGGAAUACCCGAAAUUGUGAAAUUAGCGGCCACUUUAAAAUUUUUGGCGCAGGGAGGGUAUCAAUAGCAAAUUGGACAAGAUCACCACACAGGACUAGCUCAACAAACUGUUUCCCGUUGUGUGUUUGAAGUUUACAAAGCGAUUGAGAAAGUGCUGUGUCCAAAAGACAUAACUUUUACAAUGACUUCAGAGGAGAAAAAUGAAGCGAAACGAGCCUUUUACUCAGUGUCUGGAAUUCCAGGAGUAAUUGGAGUGGUGGAUGGUACUCACAUCCAAAUGAUACGACCGGCAGUAAAUGAACAUUUAUAUUUUAAUAGGAAAUUAAAACAUAGUAUAAACGCUAUGGUGAUAUGUGAUCAUAAGAUGAUGAUCAAAGCCGUUAACGGUCGAUUUGCUGGGGCGUGUCAUGAUUCACAUGUGUGGAAUUUGUCAAGCGAGCGCCCAUAUUUACAAACCAACUAUGUGAAUGGAGAAAUAGGAAUUCGCAUUCUAGGCGAUUCUGGUUAUCUGCUUGAGCCAUGGCUUUUAACUCCAUAUAGAAAUGCUGCUGAAAACUCUGCUGAAAGUUACUACAACUACAAAUUUUCAAAAGCCAGAUCCCUUAUCGAACGAGUAUUUGGAGUAUUAAAAGCGCGGUUCCGAUGCCUUUUAGCUGCUAGAGAACUGCAUUAUGCCCCAGAAAAAGUGGUGAAAAUUUUAAACGUAUGUUGUGCACUUCAUAAUAUUUGCACUCUUUUUAAUGUGGAAUCACCUGUAAAUAUAGCAGUAGAAGUUGAAGAAGUCGAUACUAGUUAUACUGAAACCAUAGGAAAUGCGAAUGAAACCAAUAUUGCUAAACGUUUAAGAGAUCAAAUAAAAAACAGUAUGAUUAGUUUAUAAACAUAUAACACUAUUCAAUAAAGUAAACUUUUUAAUUUUUCAUAUUUUCACAUUUAUUUGAUUAAAAUCCACAUUAAUGAUAUAAAGCUUUAGUCUCUUGUACAUGUGUAUAAAUACUAUAUCUAUAUAUGUCAGUAUUAUA
Bactrocera neohumeralis is the source of this 2969-nucleotide messenger RNA. RefSeq names its product putative nuclease HARBI1. Lineage: Eukaryota; Metazoa; Arthropoda; Insecta; Diptera; Tephritidae. Bases 2129 to 2827 code for a protein of 232 amino acids. The transcript has 3 exons. The record is from RefSeq and is a predicted model, not a curated record.